AUGAAUAUUUCUUCAUAAAAUGAUUAAACUUAAAUUAAUAAGCUUUAAGAAGUUUCAAGAGAUCAGGAGUAUUUUGAUUAGGAAAUGUAAUUUUUAUACAAAAGAUAAUUAAAAAUCGUUUUCACAAAAAAUUAAGAGAUCAAAAUCAUAUCUUCAAGUGGAGAAAUUAUUAGAAGGUAAUGAUAUUUAUAAUGAACAUUUAGUGAAAUUAUCUUAAGUUCUUGCCAUGAAGAUCCAGAAAUGCCCUUUUUUAAUUUAGAACAAAUUAAACAUUUAAAAUGGUUAGGAAAAUAUUAGGAUACAAAAAAAGUUGGAAAGUGGAUAGCUACAUGGAAAAAUGAAAUAUUACUAGAUGUAGGUGGUUAGUAUUGUUAAAAAGGGAUGAAGUAAGGUAGAUGGAAAGAAAUAUUUAAGAAUUAUUUUGAGUAUUUGUCAUUUUUUAUUGAAAUAGAAAAGCAUAAGUUUAUGAAUAAGGAGAAUAUAUAAAUGGUAUGAGAAUAGGGAUAUGGAAUACCAUUUAUCAAAAUAAACUGAUGUAAUUUAUAAUAUAUGAUCAAAGUGGUGGAGGAUUUUAUGAUCAAUAAGGUUAGAAAAACGGUUAAUGGAUUGAAUUGUGCAAUUAUUUUUAAUGGUAUAUAGUGUUUAUGUCAAUAAAUAAUUAGUGAUAAUUAAAUAAUAUUUUAAGGAGAAUAUCUUAAUGGUAAAAAGAUUGGUACUUGGGAUAUUAAUAGAAAAAGGUUGGCUAUUUUCCUUAACCUUAACGGAUGUAAAAAGAAAGGGAAUUUAGAACUAAUGUAAAUUAUAAAUAUACAAAUUAAUUUAUAGAGGAUAGGAGUAAUAUGAUCAGCAAGGUUAAAAGAAUGGAAAGUGGAUUGAGUUAAGUGAUGAUUUUUAAAAGUUUAGAUUAUGAAAAAUUAAUUUUUAGAGAAUCAUAAAUCAUAUAUUGUGGUGAAUAUAAAAGCGGUAGGAAAUGUGGUAUAUGGGAAAUUCAUUAUUAGAAAUAAAGUAAUAGGCCAUUUUAUUUAAUGUAGAUUAUAAUUAUUAAAUAAUCAUAGUGGAUGUGGCAUAUAUAGUAUCGAAGGAUAUAAAAAUGGAAGAUGGGUUGAAGUAACCAAAAACUUUUUGAGGUUUGAAUAAUAAUAGUUUGAUUAUAGUGAUGGCUAAGUAAUUUAUGAAGGUCAAUAUUAAAAUGGUAAAAAAAUUGGGAAAUGGGAUAUUAAAGUUAAGAAUGAUUUACAAUUUGAAAAAAUGUAAAAAUAAAUUUACAAUUCUUAGUGGUUAUGGAUCUUAUGAUGAAUAAGAACAUAAAAACGGUAUUUGGCUGGAAUUGAGUGGGAAUUAUCGGAAGUAUUAAUACUAUUAUCAUAAAAGUAUGUAAAGUGAGGUCACAUAUUAUGGAGAAUACAAAAAAGAUAAAAAAAUUGGAAAAUGGGAAAUCCAUUACAAAUAUUCGAGUAAUUAUCCAUUUAAAUAAAUGUAACUAUUAUAUAUAUAUAAAUAUGAUAGAGGUGGUGGAUCAUAUAAUGAUGAAAGUGUUAAAUAUGGUAAUUGGAUAGAAUUGAGUGAUUAUUUUUCGAAGUUUUAUUUUAAUUCAAGAUUUAAAUUAGUCACAAUGAAGUCCUUUAUCAGGGCUUAUAUUAGAAUGGUAGAAAGAUUGGCAAAUGGGACAUAAAAUUUAGAUCUCACUAGUUUGAUGACUUUCAUAAUAUGUAUUUUUUAACAAAGUUAAUUUUUAAGUGGUGGCGGAACUUAUGACAACCAAAAUUUGAAACAUGGUAGUUGGGUUGAUGUAUGCGAUAAUUUCUCGUAGUUUUAUUUGUGAAUUAUAUUUUUAGAAGUUAAUCAAUAAUUCAUAAAGGAGAAUAUAGCCAUGGGAAAAAGAUUGAAUUAUGGGAAGAAAUAAGAUUAUGCUGUGAUAAAACAAGUUUGAAAAUGUAAAAGAUAAAUAUUUAUAUUAAGAGGCGAAAAAAUUUACGAUUGA
Molecule: messenger RNA, 1981 nt
Organism: Paramecium pentaurelia
Lineage: Eukaryota; Ciliophora; Oligohymenophorea; Peniculida; Parameciidae
Source: the annotation of a GenBank genome assembly